This is a messenger RNA of Tachysurus fulvidraco (yellow catfish), 906 nucleotides long. RefSeq names its product microseminoprotein, prostate associated 1 (gene msmp1). The transcript is spliced from 3 exons. Lineage: Eukaryota; Metazoa; Chordata; Actinopteri; Siluriformes; Bagridae. Bases 53 to 421 code for a protein of 122 amino acids. The record is from RefSeq and is a predicted model, not a curated record.
UGGAGGUAUUAAAACAGAGUGAUUCAGACAACAAGUUACAGAAAGAGAAAAGAUGGCAGGACAGUGGAUGAUGAUCUUGAUUGGUGUUUUGAUGUGGAUGAAUUGCUCAGCAGCUCCUACCGAAUGCCACUUCAACGCUCAAGCUCUGUGUGAGUAUGAGGGAAGGCACUACUUGUUGGGUCAGAGCUGGAUGGAGACGGGGUGCAUUCAGUGCACCUGUCUACACCCUUUUGGGGUGGGCUGCUGUGAAACUGUGCAGCAGCCAGUGGACUUCCCACCUUGGUGCCAGGUGCGAGUUGAAUCUGUAACCUGUAAGGUGAGCUUGGUGCUGACCUCUGAUCCACGUCUGCCCUGCAUUCCAGGAGAAGGGAAUGAUGUGGACCCCAGUCAUGGAGAAAUGCACAAUAAACUAGCAGGUUAAGACUAAAAAGCAAUUGAACCAUCUGCCAAGCCUGCACUAUGCCUGUCUGCCUGAGCUGACUUUGUGCUUUACCUGUAGGAUCUGUAUUGAUACAAUAACUAAUAUUAGCUCUGAGAGAUAGAUAAACUGGUUGGUAAUGUGCUGUUCUUGUCCACAGGUAAUGUCUUUGCCCUACUUUAAUCACUAUUGUUUUUAUAUCUUGCCUGACUAUGCAUUGGCGAAAGAAUUCUCCACAGAUUUGGUAAUAGUUGCAAAUGUCUACCAGCGUUGGCACAUGUGAUUAACUUGUAGUAUUCACUAUGAAGUUUGUGACACAAAUAAUAAUGCCUAAUCAGCAUUUACAGACAAAUAAUUCUUUGUGCUAUAUUGGAUUGGUACUUACUCAUCUUCCAUUACAUUGAUUUAAUUCAUACUUAUCUACUCUAAUAGCAUGGUCAUAUGAUGUUAAUAUUGCCUAAUGCACUAUUGUAAAUAUUCAGCUUUGC